ACAUUGUUUUAAUCCAAAAAUUUUCUUCCAAAAAUUCAACAUUUCGAAGUUCUCACUGUAACCAAUCAAUCAACAAUUUUCAACAACAAAAAAUGGCCAUUGAAGAUCAAAUUGAUUAUUUUAUGUUUGAUCAUGAUAAAUAUAUGUUUUCGGGACGAAGUGGUAAACAACGUUCAAAACGUGAAACAACAAUGCAUACAAAUCGUUUUGAUCCAAAUGGUCAUAGUCGUAAAUUGCUUGUUAAGCUUCGUAAUACUGAAAUAAAACGUCGUUGUUCAACGGUAUCUACUUCGUUACCACCACCAACACCAACAAGAAAACCAUCCAUUGUUCAAUCAUCGCAAUCAAUCAAACAAGGAAAUAAAUCUCGUUCAUCACGAUUGAUUAUUGAUUUGAUUUAAUUAUAUAUAAAGUUUUAUAAAUUUGUUUUUGUAAA
Messenger RNA from Dermatophagoides pteronyssinus (European house dust mite), 436 nucleotides. Its product is annotated as nuclear protein 1-like. NCBI's taxonomy places the organism in Eukaryota, Metazoa, Arthropoda, Arachnida, Sarcoptiformes, Pyroglyphidae. Gene Ontology annotation, cellular component: nucleus. Gene Ontology annotation, biological process: negative regulation of cell population proliferation; negative regulation of cell cycle; regulation of transcription by RNA polymerase II. The record is from RefSeq and is a predicted model, not a curated record.